Messenger RNA from Triticum aestivum (bread wheat), 587 nucleotides. RefSeq lists its product as uncharacterized. NCBI's taxonomy places the organism in Eukaryota, Viridiplantae, Streptophyta, Magnoliopsida, Poales, Poaceae. The record is from RefSeq and is a predicted model, not a curated record. The coding region runs from base 68 to 394 and encodes 108 amino acids. The transcript has 3 exons.
UCUCAUUAACGAUAUCUGCGGAUUAGGUUUCUCGAAGAAACCCCGAUCGAUUGUGGCCAGUUGCGACAUGGCGACGAUCGCGUUCCGACUCCUCUCUCGCCGGACUCUCACCAGCGCCAUAGGCAAGGCCGCCGAGCACCUUCCUCAGGGUCGUUGGUCGUGGCGGUCCUAUCUGCUUGGCUUCGACGACACGGCGAUGGCCGAGGCCAAAAGGCGGUUAGGCCACGCGUCGUACAUGAAGCUGCUGGAGAAAGAGCAGGCAGCUGUCGACCGGACCCUCGGCCGCUUGGUUUUUGGGUCGGCCGUGGUUUCCGUCGGAUUGCUCCUUGCCAAGAUUUAUCCACCUCCCCCAGCAAGCGGACAUACAAUUACCCCUACUUCAGACGGGGUGUAGGGAAGAGAUCCCGGUUUCAUUUGGAUAUAUGAAAUACUCCAAAGGAGUAACAUGCUUUUCGGGUGCAAAUAAGAUGGGUGUAAUUCCUUUUUGAUGUAGCUCACCGUUCAUGCCGAAUUGGAUGGGUGUAAUUCCUCUUUUAUAUAGCUCAUCAUUCAGCCAAAUGAUAAAAUGGGUGUGAUUCUGAUAAUGU